Molecule: messenger RNA, 1068 nt
Organism: Gongylonema pulchrum
Lineage: Eukaryota; Metazoa; Nematoda; Chromadorea; Rhabditida; Gongylonematidae
Source: the annotation of a GenBank genome assembly
AUGACACCCCAUUUGCUAGAAGCUGGUAAGCGUUCACACAAUUCACUGGUGGAUGUCAAAAACGUUCUGGAGUUGCUGGAUUUGAGCGACAACUGCUUAAGCAAUGAACUGCGGUUAAACAACAACCAAAUAAAUAACAUAGCACCAAUGGCAUUUAUGAACGUACCUCUGCUGGAGCACCUUUACUUACGAAGCAAUCGAAUUUCAUCAAUUGAAACUGGUCCACUUUUCCAAGUCUUCAAAAGGCUGGAGGUGUUGGAUCUCUCUGACAAUAGCUUCACAAAGAUACCGUCCUUCAAGGAACUAUCAAAUCUUCGACAAAUACGUCUGGACCACAACAACAUCACGCAAAUUGAAACGCUCGCAUUCAGUUCUAAUUCCAAACUUCAAUUCAUCAGCCUGGAGGAUAACCAAAUAAGUUCCAUCUCAAGAAAUAGCUUUGAUUCAUUGGAUGAACUUGUUGCCCUCAAUCUCGCCAAUAACUCCAUCAAAACAAUCGAGCGUGGUAUGCUGGAUGGUAUGCGGCAACUUCAACAGCUUAAUCUCCGGAAUAAUUCGUUAAGCGUUCUCGAAAAGCUCACAUUUACAUCGGUUCCACAGAUCACAACGUUGGAUUUGGCCCAUAACGCACUUUAUAAAAUCGAGAAGGAUGUCUUUAAACCGCUCAAAAACCUAUUCUGGUUGGACCUAUCAUCGAAUCGCAUCGAAACAUUGGAAAAUAACACGUUUAAGGAUAAAAUUGCUAACAUCUUGCUAAACGAUAAUCCGCUUUGCUGUGACGAGAAGCUGAACUGGCUGGUUACGUACCUGGUUGCAAAUCAAGUCCGUACAUUCUUACCGUACCAGACGGAAGUACUGUGCGCCGGACCAGAGAAGUAUAAGGGUGUUCGACUCAAGGAACUAAUGAUUGUUGAGGCAAAUGAAACGAUAAGCACGGGAGAACACAAUUCUGUUGAUAACGACAGAAACGGUGAUAUCGGUAAAUUCGAACAUGCUUCUUUUUUGCAAAAACUAUAUAAGCUCGGUUACGGAAGUAAUCAAAAUGAAAUUCACCAUGGAGGAAAUUGA